UUCAGUUUUACCAAUAUUUUCCUUUAUGCUCACCGAAACAUGAUUAUAGCUUCUCAAGCUUAUCUACAGUAGAAGAUAAUAUAUAUAUCAACAUUUUUGAUGAAAUGACGAUUGAAAGCCAUGAGGAUCACUGUCUCAAGAGCUGUGAUGGUCACUUGUAUAUAAAAAAGAAUUGGCUUGGAUCCAUCAUCUUCCCUUUUUCCACUCUUCUGCAACAAUCUGAGUUUUCAGAUCAAAUAGAUGUCUUGCAGCGAGCACAGAUGUUUAAAAACAAUUGCAAGGCAAUGUUUCCCAACCGAAGAAUCGUAACAACUGUUUUUAAUGAUGAAGGGAUACAGUUCUUGGUAACAAGAUAUAUUAAGGCCUUAAAUCCACCUCAGCAACUUCUGGAUCUAUUUCUUCAUGAUUCCAACGCAACACUUGUCCUCAUAGCUCGAUUUGUGUCUUUGAUUCCUUUUGUGCCUGACAUACUGGAUGAAAAUGAGGGUGUGAAUGUAUGGAUGACAUCAGAGCGCUGCAUCGGUUUGGCUACCGGAAAUAAGGAGGAGCAUGCCAUACUUCUCUGUAAUUUCUUUCUGUAUUUUGGAAAGAAGGCGUCGGUCCUCUUGGGAACCUCGGUGUUAGAAGGACAUGUGGCUUAUGUAUUAACUCAAGAAGCUGGCGAAUAUUUGCUUUGGAAUCCAUCAACUGGGCAAUGUCAUAAGCAGUUGGACCCAUUUUGUCCCUUACAAAGUGUAGAUUGUUUGUUUGAUGACAGAAAUGUCUGGUUUAAUAUUCAACAAAAUAAUACACCCAUGGCGGUACUUUUUGACACGGAAAGUUUUUGGAAACAGUUGCUUCCAAAAAGUGUCCAAGGGACAAAAGCACAAAGUAUACAGCCUGAAGAAAUAAUUUACUCUGAUACUGAUAAAAGCAUGGUGGAAGAGCUGAUGUACAGUAUUGAAAGGACUCUAAGGUGUAAAAUGAUGGAAUGGAGACCGACACACCCAACACGCUGGAAUCGACAAUGUACUUCCAUUUUGCGACAAAUCCUACCUAAGCUGGAGCUUAGCACCGGAAGCUUUGUUUCAUCUGAAGAAGACAGUGAAUUUGAAAGACUACAAGAAUUUUACUGGGUCACAGGAUUUCCCAUCCAGAUGCCAUACACAGAUGUACAGUCAGUUAUUGAUGCUGUGUAUCAAACUGGAAUUCACUGUUCUGAGUUUCCCCAGACAGAGUUUGCUCUGGCUGUGUACAUUCACCCAUACCCAAGCAACAUACUGUCCGUGUGGGUCUAUCCAGUUUCCUUAGUCCGACAUCAAUGA
This is a messenger RNA of Carlito syrichta (Philippine tarsier), 1304 nucleotides long. RefSeq names its product coiled-coil and C2 domain containing 2B (gene CC2D2B). The record is from RefSeq and is a predicted model, not a curated record. The coding region runs from base 105 to 1304 and encodes 399 amino acids. The transcript is spliced from 11 exons. Gene Ontology annotation, cellular component: ciliary transition zone. Gene Ontology annotation, biological process: protein localization to ciliary transition zone; non-motile cilium assembly. Lineage: Eukaryota; Metazoa; Chordata; Mammalia; Primates; Tarsiidae.